AUGUGUCCAGAAAACUUCUUUGGCGAAGGUUGUCGAACGGAUUGCCUGUGCCAGAACGGAGCACAUUGCCAUCAUAAGGAUGGUCACUGCGAUUGCAGUCCUGGGUGGACGGGUGAUCUCUGCGAUGAAAGAUGUCCACAAGGUUCAUACGGAAUGAACUGUGAAUAUGGAUGCUUGUGUGAAAAUGGAGCUGAAUGCAAUCAUGUCGACGGCACUUGUUCAUGCCUGGCUGGCUGGCGAGGACAAUUCUGUACGGAUACCUGUGCGGAUGGUACCUUCGGAUUGAACUGUGAGAAUGAAUGUCAGUGUCUUAACGAUGGCGCAUGUGACCCUGUUUUCGGAUCAUGCAGCUGCCAACCUGGAUGGACUGGGGACUUGUGUACUGAGGUUUGCCCGACAGACACCUAUGGAUUAGGAUGUACUGUGGAAUGUAGAUGUCAAAAUAGAGGCACCUGUUUUCAUGUGGAUGGAUCAUGCAGGUGUGGUAAAGGUUUUAUUGGAGAAACAUGUGAACAAGAAUGUCCAGAAGGGUUCUAUGGGCUUGAAUGCUCACAACAGUGCCAAUGUGAAAAUGGAGGAACAUGCAACCACAUAGAUGGCUCAUGCACGUGUACUGCUGGUUGGAUAGGACUAGAUUGCAAAUCCCCUUGUGGAGACAGCUCCUUUGGUCUACAAUGCCGGGAAGUUUGCGCCUGUCGAAACAAUGCUUCGUGCAACCAUAUCGAUGGGAGUUGUUUAUGCCAACCAGGAUGGAUAGGAGAUUUGUGUGAAAACAGAUGUCCAGAGGGACGUUACGGCAAUGCUUGUAUGCUUCUUUGUGGUUGCACAAGUGGUGGAUUGUGUGACCAUGUUGAUGGUUCAUGUAAUUGUUUUCCAGGUUGGACUGGCAUGGCAUGCAGUGCACGUUGCCAGGAUGGAUUUUUCGGACAAGACUGCCGACAGUUAUGUCAAUGCCAGAAUGAUGGCACAUGCGAUCACAUCGAUGGAAUAUGCACUUGUAAAUCUGGAUGGACUGGGGAAGUGUGUGCUGAAAAGUGUCCAGUAGGAUCUUAUGGGAACGAAUGCCUGCAACAGUGCCAGUGUGUUAAUAGAGGAACUUGUCAUCAUGUUAGUGGAGCUUGUUCCUGUGCUCCAGGAUGGCAAGGUGUCACUUGUGCUGAGCCCUGCAACGAAAACUUCUAUGGACAAGACUGCCAGGAGCGCUGUCAGUGCCAGAAUGGUGCCACAUGUGAUAAUCUAGAUGGGUCCUGCCUUUGCGGACCUGGAUGGAUCGGGGAGUUCUGUGAACAAGCGUGCCCUUUUGGACUUUUCGGAUCUGGUUGUUUACAACAGUGUCGAUGUGCAAAUGGUGGAAGUUGCAGUAACAUUGAUGGGUCUUGUUCUUGUUCUCCGGGUUGGACUGGACAGCUUUGUAAUGAGAGAUGCAGAGAAGGAUUCUUUGGUCAUGGAUGUCAUGAAAUAUGUCAAUGCCAGAAUGAUGGUACAUGCGAUUACAUCGAUGGUUCAUGUACUUGUAAACCGGGAUGGACUGGACCAAGAUGUCACCAACCAUGUCCUCUUGGUACGUUCGGAACUGGGUGUUCACAGGAAUGCCUAUGUCAAAACGGAGCACACUGUAAUCAGACAGAUGGAACCUGCACUUGUUCAUCAGGUUGGAUGGGGGAAGUCUGUGAUGUUGGAUGUCAGGAAGGGUUUUAUGGACUUGACUGCAGAGCUGUGUGUUCUUGCGUGAACGGUGCGAAUUGUAGCCACACCAGUGGUUCAUGCUUUUGUGCACCAGGCUGGAUUGGAGAGACAUGUUCUGAGAUGUGUCCAGAAAACUUCUUUGGCGAAGGUUGUCGAACGGAUUGCCUGUGCCAGAACGGAGCACAUUGCCAUCAUAAGGAUGGUCACUGCGAUUGCAGUCCUGGGUGGACGGGUGAUCUCUGCGAUGAAAGAUGUCCACAAGGUUCAUACGGAAUGAACUGUGAAUAUGGAUGCUUGUGUGAAAAUGGAGCUGAAUGCAAUCAUGUCGACGGCACUUGUUCAUGCCUGGCUGGCUGGCGAGGACAAUUCUGUACGGAUACCUGUGCGGAUGGUACCUUCGGAUUGAACUGUGAGAAUGAAUGUCAGUGUCUUAACGAUGGCGCAUGUGACCCUGUUUUCGGAUCAUGCAGCUGCCAACCUGGAUGGACUGGGGACUUGUGUACUGAGGUUGGACUGGCAUGGCAUGCAGUGCACGUUGCCAGGAUGGAUUUUUCGGACAAGACUGCCGACAGUUAUGUCAAUGCCAGAAUGAUGGCACAUGCGAUCACAUCGAUGGAAUAUGCACUUGUAAAUCUGGAUGGACUGGGGAAGUGUGUGCUGAAAAGUGUCCAGUAG
Messenger RNA from Strongylocentrotus purpuratus (purple sea urchin), 2361 nucleotides. RefSeq names its product multiple epidermal growth factor-like domains protein 11. Bases 1 to 2361 code for a protein of 786 amino acids. Gene Ontology annotation, cellular component: membrane. The transcript has 2 exons. The record is from RefSeq and is a predicted model, not a curated record. NCBI's taxonomy places the organism in Eukaryota, Metazoa, Echinodermata, Echinoidea, Camarodonta, Strongylocentrotidae.